CUGUACACAUUUGUUGAUGGGACAAAGUUGGCACUGGACUGGAUGGUUGUUUUUGUUGUGAAAGUUGUGAGUGCUUUUGUGAAAACCACAUAAGUUGUGGCAACGAGAGAUGGGCGUAUGCCUAUGCAAGGACAAAAGUAGUAGUGAUAGUGGGCAGGAUGAUUCCGUGGAGACUUUCGAUGGCCCAACCAGCACCCGAAGUAAACAUUCGCUCUCGGAGACGGUGGACCGUCUCAUCCGAGAAACUCUGGACAUCAUAGGGGAGAUUGUGGAAAAUGAACCAGAACCACCUGCAUCUAUGAUGCAGCUGCACGAUAUUACAGAACGCCCCACUGGGUGGCUGCAACUUGUGAAAAGUCUGAUAAAUGUGGUGCCUCUGGAGCACCCAAUGGGGCCCAAUGUGAUUCUCCUGCUGCUGGAUGAUAGCCCUUUGCCAACAAAGGAAUCAAUGCUACAGACAGCCGACAUGAUACCCCAAUUCUCCCAUGGCAGAGGCUUUGCACGGCGCAAUCGGAAUUUUUGCGUCAUACUCGGAUGUUUAGCUGAUAGACUAGCGGGGCCCAAUAGUGUGGCAAUUCUCUCGGAUAAUAUACUAAAAUACCUUCUUGGGAAUCUCGAUGAAGACACAAAUCCCGACGUGAUGCUCUUCUCGUUGAUUGCACUGGAGAAAUUUGCGCAGACAAGUGAAAAUAAAGCAACGAUUAAGCAUAGUCUGAAGCUCCUACCCAAUAAUCCCCUUGUUGCCCUGGAGAGACACAUCAAUUCACGAGAUUUCCUUAUGCGUCAAGUGGGCUUCUGUGCUCGUUGGUGCCUCGACAACUACUUCACGCUUGACACGCGAAAGUACUCGUAUGAAAUGGUUGAUCUCACAUCGGUGAAUGUGAUGCUGAAUACAAAGGACGUGAGUGAGUAUCUCAAAAUCUCCCCGGACGGACUGGAGGCACGUUGCGAUGCGUACUCCUUUGAGAGUGUCCGAUGCACGUUCCAAGUACACGCUGGCUGUUGGUACUACGAGGUAACAAUAAUCACACCGGGUGUAAUGCAAAUUGGCUGGGCAACGAAGGAAUCCAAAUUCCUAAGUCGCGAAGGAUAUGGCAUUGGGGAUGAUCCGCAUUCAAUGGCCUUCGAUGGGUGUCGGCAGUUAAUUUGGUACAAUGCCCAAUCAAUUACGCAUGAUUUUCCCCGAUGGCAGGCCGGCUCCACGCUUGGGUGCCUCCUUGAUCUCGACAAUCAGGAGAUUGUCUUCAGUCUCAAUGGGGUUGAGAGUAAAGUGUUCAAGCAGGUCUUUAGGAGUGUCAAGGAAGGCUUCUUUGCUGCUGCCUCCUUUAUGUCCUUCCAGCAGUGUCGCUUUAAUUUCGGUGCCACACCUUUUCGUUUCCCGCCAAAGCAACGGGGUGACGUGAAGAAUUUCAAUGAUUUUGCACACCUUAGUCCGCAUGACAAAAUUGUCCUGCCACGUCAUAUCUUCCUGGAUCAACUGAGGCGGCUCAGUGUCAAAGAAGACUCGUGCUCUCUGUGCGUAGAUGAAAAGGCUACCGUACAAAUUGAGCCAUGCAAACACAGGGGAUUUUGCAGCAAAUGUGUCACACAACUGAGAUUCUGUCCAAUGUGCCGAGGAGAAAUACUCGAUACAAUUCAAGAGACAUCUUCAGAAGGGGUUUAACAUUGCGCCCAAAUGCAACUUUUGGUGGAACAAAAAAAAAGGAAAUAUUUAAUAUAUUCCCUAAAUAAAAAAAAAGGAAACCUUCUCUGUGUCUUAGGAGAAGAAAACUCUGUACAUAGUUUUCUGUUUUGCUCUUUUUUCUAUUCUUAAGAAAACUUAUGUAUUGAGUUGACCAUUGAAACAGAUUGAUUGCAUUGUAAUAAGAGAAGAAAUUAAAAAAAAAAAGAAUGGGAGAUUUAUAAAAUCAAGAAAAAAUAAUUUUUUAACGCUGUUGAGGCAUUCUCUUUGUGUGGAAGAAAAAUAAUAUAUAAUUAUAACAUUUUUUUCUCUCUUUUGAUGUUUUUUUUUUGGUAGAUAAUACAACGAUUUAUGUACAUAUUGUAAACACACCCAUAAUGUAAAUUAUGUAUAGUAAAAUUAUUAAAAAGAAAAUUUACAUCGAUAAAUCAAAAGUA
This is a messenger RNA of Lutzomyia longipalpis, 2118 nucleotides long. Its product is annotated as RING finger and SPRY domain-containing protein 1-like. Gene Ontology annotation, molecular function: ubiquitin-protein transferase activity; protein binding. The record is from RefSeq and is a predicted model, not a curated record. The transcript is spliced from 4 exons. The coding region runs from base 110 to 1663 and encodes 517 amino acids. Gene Ontology annotation, cellular component: cytoplasm. NCBI's taxonomy places the organism in Eukaryota, Metazoa, Arthropoda, Insecta, Diptera, Psychodidae.